AAAGCAAACUUUAUGAUUCAUCUCUGCAGAGCCAGGUCUAUUUCCUUAGGAGAUGUGGAAGUAACAACUAAAUACUUACUAAGCAUUAACGACUACAAAUUACAGGACAUAUCCACACGCCCCAUUUCAUCUUAGGUAACAAGAUAAAUUCCUUCCAAAGUCAAUGAAUGAGACAAAUCAUUCCAGGGUGACCGAGUUUGUGUUGCUGGGGCUCUCUAAUUCCAAGGAGCGCCAACCUUUCUUGUUUCUCAUAUUUUCACUACUUUACCUAGCAAUACUGUUGGGAAACUUUCUUAUCAUCCUCACUGUAACCUCAGAUUCCCGCCUUCACACCCCCAUGUACUUUCUGCUUGCAAGCUUCUCUUUUAUAGAUAUAUGUUUUGCCUCUUUUGCUACCCCCAAAAUGAUUGCAGACUUUCUGGUUGAGCACAAGACUAUUUCUUUUGAUGCCUGCCUGGCCCAGAUUUUCUUUGUUCACCUUUUCACUGGCAGUGAAAUGGUGCUCCUUGUAUCCAUGGCUUAUGACUGUUAUGUUGCUAUAUGUAAACCUCUCCACUACAUGACGAUAAUGAGCCACCGCGUGUGUAUUAUUCUUGUUCUCAUCUCCUGGCUUGUGGGUUUCAUCCACACUACUAGCCAGUUGGCAUUUACUGUUAACUUGCCUUUUUGUGGCCCGAAUCAGGUAGACAAUUUUUUCUGUGACCUCCCUCUAGUGACCAAGCUGGCCUGCAUAGACACUUAUGUUGUCAGCCUGGUUAUAGUUGCAGACAGUGCCUUUCUUUCUAUGUGUUCCUUUCUACUCUUGGUUGUCUCCUACACUGUGAUACUUAUCACAGUCAGGAACCGUUCCUCUGCUAGCAUGGCAAAGGCCCGCUCCACACUGACUGCUCAUAUCACUGUGGUCAUACUGUUCUUUGGACCAUGCAUCUUCAUCUAUGUGUGGCCCUUCAGCAGUUACUCUGCUGACAAAGUCCUUGCUGUGUUUUACACCAUCUUUACUCCCAUUUUAAACCCAGUUAUCUACACUGUGAGGAACAAAGAAGUGAAGGCAGCUAUGUCAAAACUGAAGAGUCGGUAUCUGAAGCCUGGACAGGUUUCUACAGUCAUAAGGAAUGUUCUUUUUUGGGAAAAAAAGUAA
This is a messenger RNA of Ailuropoda melanoleuca (giant panda), 1138 nucleotides long. RefSeq names its product olfactory receptor 4K15. Gene Ontology annotation, biological process: G protein-coupled receptor signaling pathway. Gene Ontology annotation, molecular function: olfactory receptor activity; G protein-coupled receptor activity. Gene Ontology annotation, cellular component: membrane. Bases 164 to 1138 code for a protein of 324 amino acids. The record is from RefSeq and is a predicted model, not a curated record. The transcript is spliced from 3 exons. NCBI's taxonomy places the organism in Eukaryota, Metazoa, Chordata, Mammalia, Carnivora, Ursidae.